Molecule: messenger RNA, 1770 nt
Organism: Diaporthe citri
Lineage: Eukaryota; Fungi; Ascomycota; Sordariomycetes; Diaporthales; Diaporthaceae
Exons: 5
Coding region: 1-1770 (589 amino acids)
Biological process (GO): cell wall organization
Cellular component (GO): fungal-type cell wall; cell surface; extracellular region
Molecular function (GO): 1,3-beta-glucanosyltransferase activity; glucan endo-1,3-beta-D-glucosidase activity
Source: RefSeq, a predicted model, not a curated record
AUGAAGACCUCUCCCCUUGUGGCCGCGGCCCUCCUCGGAGGCGCCAAUGCCCAUGCCCACCGCCGCGCGCACGACCUCUUCAACAAGAGGGCCAACGACACCGAGGUCUGCGUUCCCGGCUGCACUACUUAUUACACGACCGUCACCGGCACCGACUUCAUCUGGCAGCCAACUCCCAAUGCCCCGGCCAAGACCACCAGCAGCGCCGUCAUCACGCCUCCCUCUGAGGCCGUGACCCCGACCACGUCUGCUGCCACUGCCCCGGUGGCUUCCACCCCUGCCGUGGUUCCCACGCCUAUUGCCCAGACGGUCCCUACGCCCGGAACGUACACAUUCCCGGCCACGACCAUGACCGUGACUGAGACCACCUCCACCGUGGUCCCAUCCACGACUGAGGUCCCUCCUGGAACCCACACGCUCGGAGGUGUCACUACCAUCGUGGAGACUGCCACAACGGUUGUCUGCCCCUACGCUUCUGUCUCGACCCAGAGCGGAGGAGUCGUCACCAGCCUGCUCCAGACCACUACCUACGUCUGCCCAUCCGCUGGCACCUACACGAUCGCUCCUACGACCGUCACUGUCACUGCUCCCACUGAGACCGUGACCGUCCCUGUCGUGACGACCUACUUGCCUGGCACUUACACCGCCCCGGCUGUCACGACCGAGGUCACCACUGAGACCGUUGUCUACUGCCCCUUCGAGGGCGUCGAGCCCACAGCUGCCACGACCUCCAGCGCUCUCGUUGUCCCCAGCGCUUCAAGCGUUGUUAUCCCCCCCGUUUCCAGCGCUGUCAUUCCUCCCGUCUCUAGCAUCGUGCCGCCGGCCUCCUCCCAGGCUCCCGCCCCGACCACCUCUUCGUCUACUCUCGUCCCCGUGGUUCCCUCGGCUUCUUCCUCCUCUUCCUCGACCGCCGCUUCCUCCACGCCCACUGGAAACCUCGGUGGCGGUGGUGGCCUGUGGGCUAUGACCUACACGCCUUACGAUGCCGACAGUGGCGAGUGCAAGACUGCUGAUGUCGUCGACGCCGAUGUCUCCUCCAUCGCCGCCUCCGGCUUCACGACACUCCGCGUGUACUCCACCGACUGUGACACCCUGCCGCUCGUUGGUGAGGCCUGUUCCAAGUACGGCGUGAAGAUGAUCGUCGGUAUCUUCAUCAGCGAGUACGGUUGCUCCAACGGCUCCCCCGAUGUCGACACUCAGAUCUCCGCCCUCAAGGAGUGGGGCCAGUGGGAUCUCGUUGAGCUCAUGGCUGUCGGAAACGAGGCUCUGUACAACGGCUACUGCACUGCCCAGGAGCUGGUCGACCUCAUCUCCCACGUCAAGGGCGAGCUGACCGACUACACUGGUCCCUACACGACCACCGAUAUCGUUGGUGCUUGGCAGCAGGAGGACGUUCAGUCCCUUGUGUGUGAGGCCAUCGAUGUUGUGGCCGCCAACGUCCACUCCUACUUCAACGCCGAUGUCCUGCCCGUCGACGCCGGCAAGUUCGUCAAGAGCCAGAUGGAGAUUGUCGAGAAGGCCUGCGGUGGCAAGCCCGGUUACGUCCUCGAGUGCGGAUACCCAACCGCCGGCAACACCAACGGUGUCAACGUGCCGUCCGUCCUCAACCAGCAGACCGCCAUCGCCAGCAUCAAGGAGACCAUGGGCGACAAGGUUGUCUUCUUCUCCAUGUUCGACGACAAGUGGAAGGACGACGGCGCCUGCAACUGCGAGAAGCACUGGGGCGUUGGCAACCUCUUCGGAGCUCUUGGCCUGGGCAACGGGAACUAA